AUGGUCUAAUGACGAUAAUAUUAUUCUAAUGUUCGUUUUUCUAAAGAUACUGCAAUAGUCAAAGUGUGAUGGUAGGCGCUAAACUUUAUAAAGGAGAUUUAGCGGGCCGUGUUCUACAAUCAUGAAGUAAGACUCUGUGCAGAUUUUCUCGCCUACGAUGUUGGUCCCAAUCAGCAGAGAGCUCGCCUGCAUCCUGAGCUUGAGCUUGUCUUUUAUGCUCUUGUUUUCUUCAGACAAUACCAUGACAAACAUGCAGAAGACAAUCGUAUCCAGCAUCUCUGAUGACAAGUCGGACUUCCAAAUAGAAGGCUACAACGUCAUAGGAGUAUCUUGGUCAGUACUUGCAGUCAGCAUCUGGUUUGGACCGUAUCUCACCCUCGCAAUAGGGCCUAAGUUGACAAUGAUCAUGUCUGCUGUUGGAUACAUGUGUACAACAAUUCCUUAUAUUAUCGAGAAUGAGUGGGUGAUAUAUGGAGGAGCUGUUGUAACCGGAAUGUCAUCUGGGUGUCUGUGGCCAGCCGAGGGGCAGUACAUGAUUGGAAACUCGUCACCACAAACCACAGCGCGAAAUGUGGGCAUUUUCUGGACAAUGUUUAGGGCUUCGAGUCUGUGGGGUAACCUGUUUGUCUAUUACCAAUUCCACGGGAAGCAGUAUAUCGACCAGUCCACAAGAAGAACAGUGCUGUACUUCUUGCUGGGUAUAAACAUAUUGGCAAUAGCAUCAUUCAUGGGUCUUCCCAGGUCCACCAAUGACAAUAAAACAGAGGGCUACAGUCCUGCAAAAACAGUGAAGAAGUGUUGGACUAUACUUAAGUCACGCAAGCUGCAUUGGCUGAUGUUCACAUUUAGCUAUACAGGUUUGCAGCAGGCAUUUGGAGAUGGAAUCUAUAGUCCUAGUAUUGGAUUCACUUUAGCAUUUGGGAAUUCUGCUAAGGGAUUGGUUGCACUAAGUGGCAUCUUAAUGAGUGUUGGCGGUCUAAUUGGCGGAGUUUGCCCCGUCGUGUUUUCCACAUGGAUCAGAAGACACAGGUAUGCUCGGAGAUCAAUUGUUAUGGUUGGCUGCACUGCUCAGCUAUUCACUUACCUCAUCACAUUCAUCAACCUACCAGACACUGCGGUGUUUGGCAACACUGACCAACCGAGCCUCAUAACUCCGAGUGCAACAUUGGCCAUGACAGGCAGUCUACUUCUGAACUUCGGUGAUUCUUGUUUAAACACUCAAAUAUUCUCCAUUAUCGCCGACCUUUAUCGAGAUAGCAGCGCUGAGGCAUGUGCCUUUUAUAAGUUUUUCAAGGCAGUGUGCAUUGCUCUCAGUUUCUACUGUUGUAGCCACAUUGGGCUGCAUGUUCAAGUAGCAAUCCUGUCUGCGAUGGCUCUGAUUGGUGUUUUUUGUUUCUUCAUUGCCGACAGAGACAUCGUCACAGCUACUACUGACAGUAAUACAGUCACUCAAGACACCGAAACAAGUCAAAAUAAGGAAAUCUUAACUCGCCUCUAAUAUAAUCGACUUCAACAUAAUUGGUUUGGUUUUGAAUGGUGCCAAUAUGCCUAACUUCACACACACCAUAAUGUUGUUAUAUUUUGUACUUAUUUUGUAAUAAAAUCGGAUAAAAAUAA
This is a messenger RNA of Homalodisca vitripennis (glassy-winged sharpshooter), 1617 nucleotides long. RefSeq names its product UNC93-like protein MFSD11. The record is from RefSeq and is a predicted model, not a curated record. NCBI's taxonomy places the organism in Eukaryota, Metazoa, Arthropoda, Insecta, Hemiptera, Cicadellidae. The transcript has 9 exons. Bases 158 to 1498 code for a protein of 446 amino acids.